GCGUCUCAUGAAUAUCGCCAUAUUGAAUCAUUGAAUUUACAAACAACAAAUAUCUCCAUAAACAAUCGGAGCAAUCUACAACUAAUUAUUAACAUUUGUGCUCAAAUCGUUCUUUAAUCUGAUAGAGAAUAAUACAUUCUACCUAUAUUACACUUUAUUCAACGUUUGUCUGUCGAAGGGAUAACUCUAUCUGCACGAAACUACCCGGAAAUAGAUUAUGGCUGAUACAGAAAACGGAGUCGAUGAACAAAACGAUGAUCUUUCUCGUGAACUUCUUGGUGAAACAGAUGAUCCAGCUGACGGGGAUGUUUCCAACGACCCUGCUGGUGGUGACAGUGUUGAGGGUGGUGCUACAGAAGAUAAUGCAGUGGAAGACCCUGAGUUAGAAGCAAUAAAGGCUAGAGUCAGAGAGAUGGAGGAAGAGGCGGAAAAACUGAAAGAAAUGCAAAAAGAAGUCGAGACACAAAUGAAUAUGGGAUCUCCAACUUCUAGUGGCGCUGCUUCUGUGAUGUCCCCUGAAAAUAAAAAAGACGCUGAUGCAAGGUCCAUCUAUGUUGGAAAUGUGGACUAUGGCGCAACAGCUGAGGAAUUAGAAGCACAUUUCCAUGGUUGCGGAUCUGUCAACAGAGUUACUAUAUUAUGCGACAAAUUCUCGGGUCACCCUAAAGGGUUUGCCUAUAUAGAGUUUGCAGACAAAGAUGCCGUCACGACAGCACAAUCUUUAGAUGAGUCCUUGUUUAGAGGGCGACAAAUAAAAGUAGGGGUCAAAAGGACUAAUCUCCCUGGGACCACGAUUCAGGGCAAGAAGAGCCAGCUAUUAUUCCCCAUACUAAUGAAAAAGCAGAGAUCUGGAGUAAUUUGGGUUCAAUCCAUUCGUUGCUAUAGCGACGUGACCUGCAGACAACAAAUAGAACUGAGGACGAGGAAAGAAGGAUUAAUACAUACAAGGCCCCUGGAUAGCAUGUGCAUCAAAAAUCACAUAUUGGGUUACAUUACAAUGGAGUCCUAG
Messenger RNA from Owenia fusiformis, 1009 nucleotides. Lineage: Eukaryota; Metazoa; Annelida; Polychaeta; Sabellida; Oweniidae. The record is from the annotation of a GenBank genome assembly.